Molecule: messenger RNA, 1340 nt
Organism: Juglans microcarpa x Juglans regia
Lineage: Eukaryota; Viridiplantae; Streptophyta; Magnoliopsida; Fagales; Juglandaceae
Product: sm-like protein LSM7
Exons: 6
Coding region: 625-924 (99 amino acids)
Biological process (GO): nuclear-transcribed mRNA catabolic process; mRNA splicing, via spliceosome
Cellular component (GO): U12-type spliceosomal complex; spliceosomal tri-snRNP complex; U2-type prespliceosome
Molecular function (GO): RNA binding
Source: RefSeq, a predicted model, not a curated record
ACUAUAACAAAUAUGUAGUAGCCCUUAAAACUCUCUCAUUCUCGCUCUCUCCAUCUUUAUGAUCUUUUCUAUAUUUUAUUUUAUUUUUAUUUUCUACAUUUUUAAUAAAUAUUUUAAAAAAAAAGAAUAUAGAGGAUGGCAAGUCAUGGGAAUCAAUUAUUAGACAUCAAAUUCUUAUAUUUUUUCUUGCUCUCCCAUUUUUCUAUUACCAUUUUAUCAAGAAUAUUUAAAAUUUCUAGCCAUUCAUUUAUUUUUCGAAAAUGGAUAAUUAUAUUUAAAUUUAUUUUUAACAAAAUUUCCAUCUAUUUUUUAAAUUAUAUCACAAAUUUAUGAAAAAAAUCUAAUAGGAUAUUAAAUUACUAAUAAAUAAUUGAAUCGUCGAAAUCAUGCCAAAUAUCUUUAUUUCUUGUUUUUAUUUUGCCAAUCAAAUCUUAAAUCGGUGUAUCGAUAGUACAAGACGUCUGAAGACUUCCACUGCGUUUUGCUGCUGCUGUUGAAGCCGAGCACCCGCAGCACUCUCAACGUUGAGGUUUUGCAUUGACUAUCUUGGUUUUAGAAUUCGACUCCUCUAACUUUAGCUUCAUUUACCGGAAGAACUGAGAGGAAUUCCUGAAAGAACAUAGUAUGUCAGGCCGCAAAGAAACAGUUUUAGAUCUUGCCAAGUUUGUUGAUAAGGGUGUCCAGGUCAAGCUUACUGGUGGUAGACAAGUCACAGGAACCUUGAAAGGUUAUGACCAGUUGCUGAACCUUGUCCUUGAUGAAGCUGUAGAAUUCUUGAGAGAUCCAGAUGAUCCUCUGAAGACUACUGAUCAAACUAGACGUCUUGGCCUAAUAGUAUGUAGGGGCACUGCUGUGAUGCUUGUUUCCCCAACUGAUGGCACUGAUGAAAUUGCAAACCCCUUCAUCCAAGGGGACGGGGUGUAGUUGAUGUCAUUGUAAUCCCUCAAAAGUGUUUGCUAAAUAAACAGAAAUUUCCUUUCAAAAAGCCCGAUUACCUUAUAUAGUUGGCAUCCCACUCUUAUUUUUGGAAUAUAAGUUUGGCUUAUGGGGGACAUGAAAAAGACCGUGUGAAGUAUUCACUGUUGUGUCUGAAUGAUAGCUUUGGUGUAGUAUGCAAGAGUUGUCUUAUUUCGUAAUGCUUGACAUUAUUUGAGCACUUGAUGCCAAGUUGUCUAUGUCUGUAUUGGAGAGAGCAUGGUUUGGCCCAAGCUUCCAGAAAUAUUGUUUGGUAGCGUGUAUCAUCCAAGGUUCAACUUGUACUUGAACUUCAAGGAAAGGAGGACUAGCACCUAUAUAUGAAUCUACACAUGAUGACAAACCAGCCUUAUCAUUCAAGAUCA